CUCUCUCUCUUUCUCUCUCUCUGUCUCUCUCUCUGUCUCUCUCUCUCUCUCUCUCUCUCGCUCUUUAUAUUCACUUUGCAUAUUUUCCGUUGUUAUUGGAAUGUAUUUUAGCAGAAUAAUAUAUUGUAUAGGCAGGCUACUUGCCUGGGCGGUUUGGGAUUACUGGUACUGAGGCACAUACGGCGUACGUAUCAGAGCACGAUCUCAAACUCUUUCCGAAACACUUGGCAAUAUAAAAGUCUGAUGAAGAUUAUUUUGGAGGUACACAUUAUUUUAUUUUUUGUCUUGACAUCAUGAGUCUCAGCCUGUUGAUAUUUCUCUGUCUCGGUCUUUACCUCCCAGUCUGUAAUGCGCUGAGGGUCACCCAGCCGUACCGUGUGGUCGGUUUUCAUGGCGAAGUGGAGUUGUUCUGCUCCUACCACCACACAGGGAGACAUGAACCGGAGGAACUAUGGGUCACUCUGUACCGGGGGAUGUACAAGGAGGGGAAGCAAAAGGUGUGCACCUCCUCCUUCACCCGCAACCAGACAUCCUUCCAGGUGGAGGGAGAGAGGGAGGUGCGUUGCCGGGGCCAGUUAGGGCCAGGCAGGGUGAACCUGACUGUUUCUGGUCUCCGGGGUAACGACACUGACCUGUACCACUGUGGCAUAGAGGUCAUGUACCCUCCGCCAUACCUCAGGACGUUUGGAAACGGUACCCUCCUCUACAUACCAGAGGAACCAAAGUGCUCCUUGCCAGAGGCCCAGAGAACAAGCGAUAUGGGAGAAACAUCAGUCAAAGUAGCUCUAGCAGGACUGGUCACAGGCAGCAUACUAAUGGUCAUCUCCAUUAGCGCCAUUCUCCUUUACCAGGUUCUGCAGAGGAAAAGAAGGUUUGGAGGAAUAACACCAAUGAUUUCGCAGAAUGACGGAAGAUUUGGUUAUGGAAACUUCCAAUGAAGAAUUUUCAUCAAUUGUCUGCAUCACCCCCCACAUGAUCACUACACAGGUGCACCUUGUGCUGGGGGGGACAAUAAAAGGCCACUAAAAUGCGCAGUUUUUGUCACACAACACAAUGGCCACAGAAGUGUCAAGUUUUGACGGAUGAGUGCAGGAUUGUCCACCGGAGCUGUUGCCAGAGAAUGUAAUGUUCAUUUCUCUACCAUAAGCCGCCUCCAACGUCGUUUUAGAGAAUUUGGCAGUACGUCCAACCGGCCUCACAACCGCAGACCACGUGUAACCACGCCAGCCCAGGACUUUCUGAUUGGCGGGCCUGGCUCCACAGUGGGUGGGCCUAUGUCUUCCAGGGCCCACCCACUGGCUGCACCACUGCCCAGUCAUGUGAAAUCCAUAGAUUAGGGCCUAACGAAUUAAUUUCAAUUGACUGAUUUCCUUAUAUGAACUGUAACGCGGUAAAAUCGUUGAUUAAAAAAAAAACAUAUAUAUUUAACGAUGAAAUUGUUGCAUGUUGCAUUUAUAUAUUUUUUAACAAUAGUUAAUAAACCAAUUCCAAACCUCUGACAA
Molecule: messenger RNA, 1502 nt
Organism: Salmo salar (Atlantic salmon)
Lineage: Eukaryota; Metazoa; Chordata; Actinopteri; Salmoniformes; Salmonidae
Product: cytotoxic T-lymphocyte protein 4
Biological process (GO): T cell receptor signaling pathway; regulation of T cell proliferation
Cellular component (GO): external side of plasma membrane
Source: RefSeq, a predicted model, not a curated record